AGUAGCUAAUAUAGACUUUGAAGGGAUCAAUUUGCGUUGCAGUAACUAAAUAUGCAACCGGUUUUAACUAGGAUCUUGUUUGAAACUUAGCGAAGACUAGUUUAGGUUAAAUUUGAUAAAGACAAUAAGAGUAUCCAUGUCAGUUGGAGUCAGCCCUCUGGUGCCUGCAAACGCACACUUGAGCAACUUUUCCACCAAAGAGAAAAGAGGGAAACGGAGAAGAGGGAAAGAAAAGAGAGAGAGAAUGGAGAGCAACGCCGUCCUAGCUAGUCUCCAGCCAAAUUUCCUUCUUUGUCCUUCACGCUUUUCCCCCUCCUUUUCCGCUGCGGCCGCCACAUUUCUUCCUCUUUUCUCCUCUCAACGCACGCGUUUCUGUCCGCCGCAAUUUCUCAAGUUCCAGAAGCAAGUUUUAGUUUCUGCCUCCUUUCGAAAUGUUAAUGAAGCCAACUCUCCUUUUAGUGGUGCUGCUGUGUUGACCGAUUCUUAUAGCAGUGAAGUAUCUGAACUAGCUGAUAUAGAGUGGGACAAUCUUGGGUUUGGGUUUAUUCCUACUGAUUAUAUGUAUAUGAUGAAAUGUACUCAAGGUGGAAACUUUUCUAAAGGUGAAUUACAACGGUUUGGGAAUAUUGAAUUAAAUCCCUCAGCUGGGGUCUUAAAUUAUGGACAGGGAUUAUUUGAAGGUCUGAAAGCCUACAGGAAAGAAAAUAGUAACAUUCUUCUUUUUCGUCCUGAGGAGAAUGCUCUUCGAAUGAGGCUGGGUGCAGAGAGGAUGUGCAUGCCAGCACCCACUGUUGAGCAGUUUGUGGAAGCUGUUAAGGAAACUGUCCUGGCAAACAAACGCUGGGUUCCCCCUCCAGGUAAAGGGUCCUUGUAUAUCAGGCCAUUGCUCAUGGGGAGUGGAGCUGUCCUUGGUGUUGCACCUGCUCCUGAGUACACCUUUCUUAUUUAUGUCUCACCUGUGGGAAACUAUUUUAAGGAAGGUGUUGCUCCAAUAAAUUUAAUUGUUGAACACGAAUUGCAUCGUGCCACUCCUGGUGGCACUGGGGGUGUUAAAACUAUUGGGAAUUAUGCUGCGGUUCUGAAGGCACAAUCUGCUGCAAAAGCCAAAGGAUAUUCUGAUGUCCUCUAUCUUGAUUGUGUUCACAAAAAGUAUUUGGAGGAAGUUUCCUCUUGCAACAUUUUCAUGGUGAAGGGUAAUGUCAUCUCGACUCCUGCGAUAAAGGGAACGAUCUUACCUGGCAUCACAAGAAAGAGUAUAAUUGAUGUUGCUCAAAACCAAGGGUUCCAGGUUGAGGAGCGCCUUGUGCCAGUGGAUGAGUUGCUUGAUGCAGACGAAGUUUUUUGCACAGGGACUGCAGUAGUAGUGUCACCAGUUGGCAGCAUUACCUAUAAGGGUAAAAGGGUUUCAUAUGGAGUAGAUGGUUUCGGGGCUGUUUCACAACAGCUCUACUCCGUGCUUACCAGACUCCAGAUGGGUUUUACAGAAGACAAGAUGAAUUGGACUGUUGAGUUGAGUUAGCAUAAUGUAGUCACAUCUAGCUUUGCAUGUUUCGACUCAUGCAGCGGCAUCACUGCGUCACAGUUAAAAUGUUUUUUUUUUCUUUCUUUAUUAAUGAAGAUAUAGGGUUUUUUUUACUAUGUUAGAAUUUUCAUUGUUUUGUCUUGAAUGAUGCACGAUUACACAAGCAUCUUGAAUUUUUCAAGUUAAUGAAUCUUUAAAACUUCUUGUUUUGAAGCAAGAAACUGAGUUUAUUGACCAAUCCAUUUUCUAGCUUGAUUUGUUGAACUCAAUAGGUCGUGUGCUAUGGUUGUUUCCCACUAACUCGAAAUAAAAGACACUUCGGCCUAUGACGGGUGUCACGGAUCUGGUAAGAGCUGGUCUAGUCAAGUCCAUCCCAUGCACCUACCAUUAUUGAAUUGAAAAAGGAUUACUAGUUCGCUAAUUGCUUCUUUCCUUAAUGUCAUGUGUCCAAAAACUUUAUGAAAAAUUUCAUCACUUGUUCGAGUUGACAUUGAUGCUUCCUCCCCAAACAUGCUCCCUCUUUCUCUUCCAGUCAAUUCGUGAUGAACGAUUGAAUAUGUUCAUCAGAAUCUAUUGGUAUCAGAAGCUAAAAUGCGGACAAAAGCCAAGAUGUUUCAACAUUUUCCAUUGAUCUUAAUUUAUUUUCUUUCUUAGAAAAACAAUGGAAGUCAUUGCUAAAAGUAAGGCCCUAUGGCAAUGUAACAUUUGUCUUUUUUGUU
Messenger RNA from Durio zibethinus, 2241 nucleotides. Its product is annotated as branched-chain amino acid aminotransferase 2, chloroplastic-like. Gene Ontology annotation, cellular component: chloroplast. NCBI's taxonomy places the organism in Eukaryota, Viridiplantae, Streptophyta, Magnoliopsida, Malvales, Malvaceae. Gene Ontology annotation, molecular function: branched-chain-amino-acid:2-oxoglutarate transaminase activity. Gene Ontology annotation, biological process: branched-chain amino acid metabolic process. The record is from RefSeq and is a predicted model, not a curated record.